Molecule: messenger RNA, 3122 nt
Organism: Brassica oleracea var. oleracea
Lineage: Eukaryota; Viridiplantae; Streptophyta; Magnoliopsida; Brassicales; Brassicaceae
Product: pentatricopeptide repeat-containing protein At5g19020, mitochondrial
Exons: 3
Coding region: 124-2904 (926 amino acids)
Biological process (GO): RNA modification
Molecular function (GO): protein binding; RNA binding
Source: RefSeq, a predicted model, not a curated record
UACAAAAUUUAAUUUGAUUGCGAAAAUCUAUACAUACACAGAGACUUACUUUAUAUGUAAAGGAGGCAUUGACGUGACAAACUGUCCACCGUCUUCCUCCUCCUCCUCCUUGUCUCCGCCAGCAUGCCCCUUUCCUCCUCCUCAUCAUCCCUCCACCCCUGCAAGCAUUCCCCGUCAGCAACUCUCGACCUCCUAAUCCUAAUCCUCGUCGUCUUCUCCGGCGCAUUCCUCAUCUCCUCCUACUUCUCAUACCUAAUCCACUCCUUAUCUCUCCUCUCCUCUCAUUUCCCAUCGAUCGCCCUCUCUCUCUCCUCUCUCCCUCUCCCUCUGAUCCUCCUCUUCUCCAAUCACGACCACGAUCCCGAUGAUGAAGAUCACGACGGAAUCUCUCUGGCGUCGUUCUUGUUCGUGUUCGCGGUCUUCUUCGCUGCCUCGGUCGCGUUCCUCGACCUGUGCUGCGGCUCGAGGUCGAGGAGGUGCCGUAACCCUAAAUGCAAAGGGCUGAAGAAAGCUAUGGAGUUUGAUUUGCAGCUGCAGACGGAGGAGAGUGUUAGGACGGGAUCGGGGAAGGAGAUUGAACGGUUGCCGUGGAAAGGAGGGAGCGAGAGCAAUCCUGAUUACGAGUGUUUGAGAGCUGAGCUUAGGAAGAUGGCUCCGAUUAAUGGUCGAGCUGUUUUGCUUUUCCGGUCAAGGUGUGGUUGCCCUGUUGCUAAGCUUGAAGGGCGGGGGCCUAAGAGAAGCCGCCGUCAUAAAAAAUUGCCGGCAAAGUUAGCUGUAAAGGGGUGUGUAGACAAUUCUCUUAUGAUCAAAUCAAAUCACUUUCUCUGGUCUCGUCGCUGUCGGGUCUUUUCAACUCAGCAGGCGAGAUGUUUCUCCGCUGCUAUCACUCAAAGCCGUCAACAACCAUACACGACUUCUCCGACUCCGACACAUUUCGAUUUCUCAGGCAGCGAGAGUUCCGACAUUGAGCGAGCUCUAAUCUCAGCUCUCGGAUCAUGCGCCACCAACAAAGACGUCACUUACGGCCGACAAAUCCAUUGCCGAGUCUUGAAAUCCGGUUUCGAUUCCAACGGGUUCAUCUGCAACAGCCUACUCAACAUGUACGCUAAAUGCCGUGUCUUGUCCGAAGCUGAAUCUGUUUUCUGCUCCCACACGAAACUUGAUUCUGCUUCGUUUAAUAUCAUGAUCGAUGGGUAUGUUCGAUCUCGACGAAUUAGAGACGCGCUCAAGCUGUUCGACGUAAUGCCUGACAGAAGCUGCGUCUCGUAUACGACUUUGAUAAAAGGUUACGCUCAAAACGAUCGGUGGAGUGAAGCGAUGGAGCUUUUCAGAGAGAUGAGAAGCUCUGGAGUUAUGCUAAACGAAGUGACGUUAGCUACUGUUGUAUCCGCUUGUUCGCAUUUGGGUGGGGUUUGGGAUUGCAGGAUGUUGCAUAGCUUAGCAAUUAGGUUGAAUCUCGAAGGUAGAGUCUUUGUUUCGACGAAUUUGCUUCAUAUGUAUUGUAUCUGCUCGUGUUUGGAGGAUGCUCGGAAGCUGUUCGAUGGAAUGCCUGAGAGAAAUUUAGUCACUUGGAACGUGAUGUUAAACGGGUACUCGAAAGCUGGACUUGUGGAAGAAGCGAAGGAGCUGUUUGAUCAGAUUACUGAGAAAGAUAUUGUGUCGUGGGGGACUAUGAUUGAUGGGUGUCUUCGAAAGAAUCAGCUUGAGGAAGCUCUUGUUUUCUACAAGGAGAUGCUGCGACGUGGAAUGAAACCUAGUGAGGUCAUGAUGGUGGACCUUCUCUCCGCUUCAGCUCGAUCAUCAGGUGGUUUCAACGGUUUGCAGCUUCACUGCACCAUCGUAAAGACUGGUUUUGACUGUUAUGAUUUCAUUCAAGCAACGAUCAUACAUUUCUACGCAGUCUGUAAUAACAUAAAACUCGCUAUUCGACAGUUUGAAGCGAGCGUAAUGGACCACAUUGCGUCGAGAAACGCGUUGAUUGCAGGGUUUGUGAAGAAUGGAAUGGUUGAGGAGGCAAGGGAAGUGUUUGAUCAGACUCGAGAGAAAGAUAUCUUCUCAUGGAACGCUAUGAUAUCAGGCUACGCGCAGAGUCUUUCUCCUAACUUAGCUCUACAUCUCUUCCGCGAAAUGAUCAGUAGUAGCCAAGUGAAACCAGAUGCAAUCACAAUGGUGAGUGUUUUCUCUGCAAUUUCAUCGCUAGGAUCGUUGGAAGAAGGGAUCAGAGCGCACGAGUAUCUAAACCGUAGCUCAAUCCCUCCCAACAACAAUCUAACCGCUGCUGUAAUCGACAUGUACGCCAAAUGUGGAAGCAUCGAAACCGCUCUAAACGUUUUCCGCCAAACAAAGAACAUAUCUUCCUCGACAAUCUCUCCCUGGAAUGCUAUCAUCUGCGGUUCAGCAACGCAUGGCCAUGCAAAACUAGCGCUUGAUCUCUACUCUGAACUCCAGUCUCUCCCCAUCAAACCGAACAGCAUCACUUUCGUGGGUGUCUUAAGCGCGGGCUGCCACGCUGGGCUUGUGGAGUUAGGUAAAACGUAUUUCGACAGCAUGAAGGAAGUUCACGGGAUUGAGCCAGACAUAAAGCAUUAUGGAUGUAUGGUUGAUUUGUUGGGGAAAGCGGGAAGGUUGGAAGAGGCAAUAGAUAUGAUCAAGAAGAUGCCUGUGAAGGCUGAUGUGAUCAUAUGGGGGAUCUUGUUAUCGGCUUCGCGGAUUCACCGGAACGUCGAGGUGGCUGAGAUGGCGGCUUCUGAGUUGGCGGCAAUUGAGCCAACUCAUGAAGGGUGUAAAGUUUUGCUUUCGAAUGUUUAUGCAGACGCGGGGAGAUGGGAAGAUGUUGCUUUGGUCAGAGAGGAGAUGCGAACUAGUGAUGUUGAGUGGUCACGUGCCUUCAGUGGUGUUGUGUGAUCGAUUGUUUUUACACUUUUAAGGCUUUUAAUGGGCUUGUUAUUGUAUGGGCCUCAGUAAAAACAAGAGAAUAAGUAACGCGUGGAUUACACUGGAAAAUGAGUUAGAUAACGCGUUUGAAUUUUGGUCAGCUUGUGUUUCUGUGGGUCCAUCCUAAGCUGAGCUGGCUCUUUGCUGUCCGAACGAAAUCGCGUGUGGAAGUUUUUUUUCUUUCUCUU